AUGGGCAGCAAGAUGGCGUCGGCCGGCAGGGUCGUGCAGGUAGUCAAGCCACAUACUCCAUUAAUAAGAUUCCCUAACAGAAGAGAUAAUCCUAAACCAAAUGUAUUAGAAGCUGUGAAAGCAACAGGAGUACCUUCUCACUCUUCUUCAAUUUCACAGCAUUCUAAGGGAAGUAAAUCGUCAGAUUGGCUGAUGCAUCAGGGUCCACCAGACACUGCAGAAAUAAUAAAAACAUUACCUCAGAAAUACAGAAGAAAACUUGUCUCUCAAGAAGAAAUGGAAUAUAUCCAACGUGGAGGUCCUGAAUAA
Molecule: messenger RNA, 309 nt
Organism: Pipistrellus nathusii (Nathusius's pipistrelle)
Lineage: Eukaryota; Metazoa; Chordata; Mammalia; Chiroptera; Vespertilionidae
Source: the annotation of a GenBank genome assembly